Molecule: messenger RNA, 964 nt
Organism: Phyllostomus discolor (pale spear-nosed bat)
Lineage: Eukaryota; Metazoa; Chordata; Mammalia; Chiroptera; Phyllostomidae
Gene: TDRP
Product: testis development related protein
Exons: 4
Coding region: 29-628 (199 amino acids)
Biological process (GO): spermatogenesis
Cellular component (GO): nucleus; cytosol
Source: RefSeq, a predicted model, not a curated record
CGCGCGGACGCCGGAACCUGGCGGGAGCAUGUGGAAGCUGGGACGCGGUCGGGUGCUUUUGGAUGAGCCCCCAGAGGAUGAGGAUGGCCUGGCCGGGGGUCCGCUGCCGGCCGCCGACACCACCUCGGCGCAGAAGACAGAUGACCUUUCUACAGAAAAUGGAGACACUGCCCUGCAGGUGCAGGGGGCGAGCUUCCGGGGGUGGAAGGACGUGACCUCGCUGUUCAGCAACGACGACGAGCAACACCUGCUGGGGAGGUGCCGGUCUCCCAAGUCCAGGCGAACCAACUUGCGGUUAAAGGAAGAGUUGAAGACAGAGAAGAAAUCCGGGUUUUGGGACAGUUUGGUUUUAAAGCAGAAUUUGCAGCCCAAGAAGCCAGAUGAGAUUGAAGGCUGGGAGCCCCCCAGACUUGCCCUGGAAGAUGUGGCGGCCGAGUCGGGGGACGGCCCGAGCUGCCGAGCCCCCCGGCCGGGCUGGGAGGAGGGGGCCACGGGCUCAGGCAAGUACACCAGCCUGGCCGGCCCGGGAAGCAGCUCGCGCUGGAGCCUCAGGGCGGCCGGGAAGCUGGUGGGCAUCCGGCGCCAGAGCCGCGGCCACCUGACGGACACGUGGGAGGAGCUGGAGUGACCUCGAGCCACGCCGCCCCCACCGCCCCCGCCUGAUGCUGCUGCUUCGCAUCUCACUGUGCCCUGACCCCCCGGGUUUGCCGUGCCGGGGCGUGCUCGCCAGUCUGCCGGUCGCGGUCUUUCCCCGACCAAGCAGAGUGGAGUCCGCUCUGCCCGUGUCCCCGUUUGGACUUCUGUCUCGCACGCUGGGCGGUGGCUUCCAAACCCAUGGUCGCUGGGGCCACCGCUGCCGUCCUGGGCUCCCCCGGGGAGCCCGCCUCGGAGGUGCGGGUGUUGGGUGCUGCCCCGGGGCACCCUGCGAGACGCCGCCUUCCCCGGCUGCAGCCCUCGGCUCCGA